AAUACCCGAUCAGGCGAUAAGACGAGUGGCGUCCAGCACGUAAGUUGAUCUAGAAAUAUUCAAACGGCAGUUGGGUUUUGUGUCUGUCUCUCCACUAAAUCCUCAUUGAUCGAAACGUUCGAUUCCCAUCUAAAAAUUGGUCGAAUAUAAUUGAUUCAUUUGAUUCAUUUAGUACAAGCGCCAUUUCAUCAAGUGUUAAACUGAUUCGCUGCGGAGGAAAAUGGACGAGCGGAAUACUGGAUUAGGUUUACUCGUUAUUCUGGCCCUGGCUUUAGUCCUACCCGCCACGUCGGAUGUGACGUCAUCUUACGUCACUCUGACCAGGGAUGGCUACCAAAACGUUGUCGUUUCCAUCGAAGAAAACUCCGGAUUUGCCAGCUGCCAGGAAGGACUCGACACCGUCAAGGAAAUGGUUCGAAGCACUUCCAAGAGCUUCGCUCAAGCCCUGGAACGGCCGGCUUACUUUGGCAAUGUCACCAUCAUCUUUCCCGAUUCCUGGGCGGCCGAUCCUCUUUGUAGCCCACUGAUGACGUCGGCCAAUGUCAGCGACUUGCCGUGGGCCAGGAGUCAUCGGGCCGACAUCCGGAUAACGCCCGAUCACCCGGUCUUCGGAUGGCAGCCGCACUCGUUCCAGUAUGGCCUCUGCCAACAGUCCGGCCUCCCCAUCAACGUGCCAUCGUCGUUUGUCACUAGCGACACCGUUUUAGCCAAAGGAAUGAGAAUGGCACGAGAAUGGGCUCAUUAUCGUUACGGCGUGUUCGACGAGGGCGGAAUGCCAAGCGACCAACGUCACCCGUCAGGUUAUUUGACGUACCAAACGGAAAAUUCCGACAAGAUUUUGCGCCCCAAUACUUGCUCAGAUCUCAAAACGCCCUCCGGAAGCUGGAGCAGUGAAAAUUGUCAAUCGACUUCAACUGCCGAUUCCACUUGCGAAUUCGUCGCUGAUGUCAACAAUCCGGACAUCCGGUCUUCGCUGAUGUAUCGCCCGGAUUUGGAUCACAUGGAGAAGUUCUGUACCAAGGAAAAUCACGACGACAGCGUGCCGAGCAAACUCAGUUAUCACUGCGGCCGUCUCAGCGCCUCCGAAGUCAUUUACAAGCACUCUGAUUUCAAUCCCGGAGUCACGCCGGCUAACGCUUCGGCCGACAUCACGUUCAACGUUAUCCAGAACCCGUUCAGCGGCUACCACGUCGUCCUCGAUAUGGUUUCAUUCAAGGACGCGAAAUCGUUCGAGACAGCCAAAUCGUCUCUGAUGCAAUUCGUCAGCUUCUUUUUGGACCCCAUUUGGCUGUCCAUCGACGUCCAUAAUGGUGAUAGCGUAACCGAGUUACAGCCGCCGGUUGUGCUGGACAGUGUCAUCAAAAACGACUUGCUAUCCAAAAUCGGGGAUUGGGAAUAUACUGCUAGCAGUUCCGAUAAAUUUGGCGAUGCUCUGUCGAGAGCUCAAUCGAGAGCCUAUAGCGGGCAGGACGUCAUCAUUUUAACGGCCGUUCAGACAUUUUCAAGUCUGAGCACUUGGGUCAAGUCGUACGAAGAUAACAAAGUCAACGCCCAUCUCGUUCAUUUCGGAGUGUCGACGACCAAGGUGGACAUCGCCCAGCUGACUCGUUACGGCAGUUCGAAUUUCGUGCCGAAUGUCAUCAACAACCGCGUACAGAGCGCCUACUCAUGGGCGGUCAAUAUCCUUCAGUCCAUUUACGGCAAAACGAGAACUCAUCGAGCCAAACUUUUUGAGCAGUCCGUCAUUCAGAAUUCGUCCAAAUUAGACUUAAACAAGACGGGUACAUUUUACCUGGACAGCCCAGCGUCCAGGUUGCUGGUUUCGCUCUAUAACCUCGACGCAAAUAAAAAUGCUCUCAACAUCGAUUCGUUUUCCCUCAUUCAACCGGACGGACUGCGAAUCCCAGCAACAGACUACUACGAUUACGGAAAUAUGUAUUAUUACAAAAUUGAAUUCGAAAACUAUAACAAAAUUCGCGGGGAAAUUAUUUCGUUUUUCUCAUUCAUUCUUUUUUCGCAGGGCCUGUGGCGUUUUGAAAUCCUUUUUCAAGACACUUCUGACAAGCUGUCGGAUAAACGACUGGACAUCUGGGCUGAAUCUGCCAAUUCGUCUCAAAUCCAGAUGCGGACGUGGAACAGCGCCCUGGAUAAUCAGCCGUUAGAUUUCACUAAAGCACCGGUCGGCCUCUACGCCCAGCUGACGCAGGACAGUAAGCCCAUUCGAGGAGCCAAUGUCACGGCCUUUGUCUACGUCAGCGACAGUGCCGGAUCGACUUCCAGUUUGCUGGCCGAAAUCCCUUUGAUGGACGAGGGAAUUUCAGAUGUGACGUCCGGUGACGGAAUAUAUUCCGGUUUCAUGACAAAGCCGUCGAAUACGUCUCUCACCUAUUCCGUCUACUACUGGGCCUACGGCGUCAACAGCCUGGCCGAGGUCGACAACGGAGUGUACAGCCGACAACCGACGACCGGAAGUGUUAUACCCAUGUCGGAUCCUGUUCCGGCCGCCAUCCAAUUCAACCGUUUCGAAUACGGGCCGAGCUUUCAGUUGACGACGGUGCCAACCAACGGAGUCGACCUGAUUCCACCGCAGCGCAUCACCGAUCUGACCAUCCUCUCCUACGAUUCGUCCAGCAGGACGGCCGUCCUCGGCUGGACCGCCUCCAAAGACAAUUACGGAACGGGCGAUUUCGUUACAUAUUACCGGCUGGAACGAUCCAUCGGCACACGAGAGACCGUAACGACGGACUAUCCAUCUCUGGCCAUAGUGGACGGAACAGUUAAUGUUACGGUCGAGGUGCCUUCCGUCAACGAGGGCGAGUACGUCAAGUACCGGGUACAAGGCCGGGACGCUUUGGUCAAUUACGGCGAAGUUUCCAACGUCGUCUCGUUGGCCGGCCCAACUCCUUCGACCGGCGGGUUAUCCACGGCUGGACUGUGGGCCAUCAUCGGCACUUUCAUCGCCCUGGUUGUCAUCAUCCUCAUCAUUGUUCUCAUCCGCUGUUGCUGCCCAGUCGAAGCCAAGCGCAGAAAGCGACAGGCCCAGCGCAAGAUGCGCAAUCUGUUCUCGUCCAACGACACGGCGACCAGACGGGCGGAAGACACUCCGGUCACCAGGUACCAAUCGCCGCCACCACCCGUCAAGUCGUGGACAUCGUCGGACAUGCACCGUGACGGUGGAGACCCGCCGGCCGUCAGACGGGAAAGUCACUCGUCGUCAUCUUCCUCCGACAAAGUCCGCCCGCAACAACAGCCGCAAGUGGAAGUCCGGCAGAAAAAGGCCAAUCCAGCGCCGGGGUCCAUUCAAGGCUCGGAGCGUAUCUACUUCGGUCGAGAGGACAUUGAUAGAAUGACGACUGGCCAGCGCAGCGAAACUUAUUCCGAAAGAGGCACGGAUGAGAUGAUCAAACGGGCACCUUCGAUGGACUUACAACUGGCCACCAUUUUGAGGUUGAACAGCAGCAACAUGUCGAUCGAGCGGGCCGGACUGGAAGACAAUUACGACGAGUCGGAUGGAGCCGCAAAGCCGAGAGUUUACGAGCGACCGUACAAGCCCAAUCCGGUGUCCAGCCGGCCGGUCAGCAGCCAAGUGACUAGCAAAGGUUUCUCGUACAUUCACGGUCCGAACAACAAGCCGCUGUCGCAAUCCGAAACCAAUUUGUACUAUUACACCGACGUGACCCUCCGUCCGCCGGUAGGCCCGUCGACCAAGUCGUCGCCCACCAAUUCGUACCUGUCCGUCUUCGCCGAUCAGAGGGCCGAUGGGGUCCAUCAGCCGUCGUCUGCCCAGUCCAGUCUGGCCAACACCCUGCGAGCCGGCCUGAGAGUCAACGAAGAGUGGCGGGAUUCCAACAGUUUCGUCUACACCGAUCCUCGUUACGACGGUCAAUCCAACGGUCAGAGCAGCUUUGACCCCCAGUUGCAUCCGGCCAACCAAGUCGGUCUUCCGCCAGCUUUGCCAACUCUACCGCCACCUAAUAUCCCUCGAAUGUAUAAUUCGGAUGCUGGAUAUGCGGAUGACCACCGUUCCAGCCACAUGUCAAUGGAUCAGUACGGAGUCGAUCCGCAGAAAAUGAGCAGGUCUUCCAGCAAACCGUCUUUGGUUUCGGCCGUUUAAAUUUUUUCAUUCAAUUCUGAACAAUAAUUAAUUUCAAUUUUUUAAUUUCAAACCCAAGUAUAAAUACCCCAAAACCAAUCAAUUUACACGUGAUUUCCCCCUUACACAUUACACUUUUAAAUUCGUGUGCGUCUGUAUCGUCAAUUUCCAAUCAGUAUAAUAAAAAUGGAUAUCUAAUUAAUCGGUAGGCCCUAUAGAUAUUUAUUAUCAUUUGCUUUAUAUUUGUAUUGUGCUCUGCGGGAACUAGCCAGCGGCGAUAUCAAAACACACACGCAAAAAUGGGUAAGGGGGGCGCAGGAGACUUUGACACACGAUGGCAUCGUCCAUUAUUUUUCAUCCGUACCGGAAUGAUGGGGGGGGGGGGGGAGGGGAAUGACAGUAUAUAGGAAUAUAAUUCAAGGCGAAAAAAAAAAUGAUGUUGAUGAUGGAUAAAAAUAAACUCCAAUGAAAGAAACAAAACUUUGAGCAAAAAAAAAAGAAAAUUGGUCAUACGUGAAGGACGAACCCGAGAAAAAUAGUUAACAGUCGAUGGUGUGGAGUUGGGAGAAAGAUGUAAUAAGGUUUAAAAAAAAAAACAAUAGAGAGGAACGAUCUCAUUAAUGUGGGAGAAUAAGGACAAUCAUUUCAUCACAAUU
Molecule: messenger RNA, 4749 nt
Organism: Daphnia pulicaria
Lineage: Eukaryota; Metazoa; Arthropoda; Branchiopoda; Diplostraca; Daphniidae
Product: calcium-activated chloride channel regulator 1-like
Exons: 18
Coding region: 221-4114 (1297 amino acids)
Source: RefSeq, a predicted model, not a curated record